Plenodomus lingam JN3 is the source of this 492-nucleotide messenger RNA. The record is from RefSeq and is a predicted model, not a curated record. NCBI's taxonomy places the organism in Eukaryota, Fungi, Ascomycota, Dothideomycetes, Pleosporales, Leptosphaeriaceae.
AUGUCGAACCUGGUUCCAGCCAUGAAGAAGCGCACAAAUUGGGACUCCGGUUACGAGGUCACCCGGCCAGCAGACGGAGACUUGUCUCCGAAGCCAGCGGGCUCACCGAGUACUGGCACUUGUUCAAGGCAGUUGGGUCUACUCUACGGACAUCGGGUUCGCAUCUUAGUUGAGACACCGGCAACAUGGAGGCAGCCUGCUUUGCGUGGCAUCGCUCACCGAACCGGCUCCAUCAUGGCGAAGCCCCAACCCGUACGGCCAAUCGACAACGGCAGAGAUUCGAAACGCCGGUCCAGGCGAAAUCUCUGCAAGUUGUCCGAAAGGCCAACGGUUGUAUGCCUGGAAUGGGAUACGAAGAAGAACCCGCUCUUGUCUCCCAUCGUGACCUACAACACACUACAUGCUGACGGGUCCGAUACGUUAGCACUGCAGCUAAUCCAGUCCGCUUCAGCGUUUCGCUACAGCGACACUGGCGACCCUUUGCAGGCCUAG